GUAGGGUUGCUACAGUGUAAUCUUCCAGUGUUAUAUAAAGUGGUAUCGAACAAAGGAAGUAAUCCCGUUUCAGAAUGUUGCGACACAUCUUAAGCAUCGAGCGAUCGGCCUUAAGCUACGGAAACUUACAGAACAGAGCGACGCUAUGAUGUAAAUCACCACAUGAAUUUCCGCUAAAAAAAGUAUCUUCCGCCAUGGAGAAGACGCUCAACUUGAAGGCCAUGAUCACCAAGUUCCUGAAGGAGAUCAAACACAAGCUGGGCGAGACGAUGACCCACUUCGACCCCGAGGACGACGAGGAAUACAUGUUCGCCUACCUGUGGGGCAUGCACGAGGCGCACCGCUUCCUCACGCCCCAAGUGCCCGCUGCAGCCAAGUCCCAGGAGAGCGCCGAGGUGUGUCGCUCCGAAGGGAACCGCUACUACAACAUGGGCAACUUCGAGACGGCGAGGUCGUUGUACAGCAAGGGCAUCAUGCUCGCCCCCCACCCCAGUCUAAAUGAGAACAGCUCCAGCCGGGGCAGGACCACCCCGGGGGGGUUAAGUCUUCAGGACACAGAGAGCAUUGACAACAGAUCCACCUAUGAGGAUUACGACACGCUUGCCAUCUGCUACGCCAAUAGGUCCGCCGUGCACCUGGAGCUCGGGUACUUCGACGACUGCCUCAGGGACAUCGACCUAGCGUUCCAGGCCGGAUACCCCGACGAGACCAAACUCAUGAAGAGGAAGGUGCGGUGCCUCCACGCCCGGGGGAAGGACGACAAGCCCUCCAAGAUGGAAAUGCUAGCCAUCCGCCACCUGCACGGACGACCGAAAGAGGAGACUUUCCACGAGCGAUUCAGACUGUACCAGCAGAGUCAGACCGGAGGCCAUAUCUUCACCGAAACUUUCCGGAAGUCGCUGCUGUCCGAAUCCGAGGUCCCGACUUCGAAAGUGAGCGAUCCCCACCCGAACAUCCCCGCCCUCAGCAGCGCCGUCACUCUAUCCUACAAGCCCGACCGAGGCAGACACAUCGUUACUGCACGGGAUGUCUACCCAGGCGAGACACUGUUGGUGGAGGACAGCUUUUGUACUUGCUUGAAGGAAGCCUCUCUUGCUCGCCGGUGCACCACCUGCUGUACCCGGAGCAUCAACCCCAUUCCCUGCCCUACGUGCAGUCUGGUUGUGUUCUGCAGCGAGGAGUGCAGAGCGCGAGGCCUCGCCGACUACCACGAGCAGGAGUGUGAGGUUCUUCCCGCUCUGGCGGCUUUCAGCGGCGAUACUCCAUGUGUGUUAGCCUUCCGAAUCCUUAUGAGGCUCUCCUUCGCACGCCUUAAGGAGCUGAUCCCCAGACUUAAGAAAGAAGCAGAGACACUGCCUCCGGAGAAACUCGGUUUUAAUGAAGACGGCAUAUACAGUUCUUACGACUUCCGUGCGAUCUAUCACCUAUGCUCAAACAAACAACACCAUACCAAUAAACAGCUUUUCGGCAGGUGCAUUGAGGCAUUCAUCGUAACCAAGCUCCUGGAGAUGAGCAGGAGGUACUUCGUGAACAGCCGCGGCGAGCCAGUGUGUCCCAGCGAGGAAGACGUCCUGCUGACGGGGAGCACCUUGGUCUCGCUCAUCAUGAAACUCCGGUGCAAUAUAUUCACUAUUAAAGAUUUACAGGUAUCCUAUAAUAUCACCGGAGACGUAGUCGGGGCGAACGUCGGGACGAAAGUUCUCGCUACCAUGAGUUUGCUGAACCACUCGUGUAACCCAAGCGCAGUGCCAAGCUACGGCAGUGACCCGUCUUCACUGUAUGCCGUGAGAUUCAUCCCCGCGGGCGAGGAAGUGACGACUUUCUACGGCUUUCGGUACUUUGAGAAGGACACCUCCGCGCGCCGGCACCACUUGCUCAUCCACUACUACUUCCUGUGCAAGUGCGAGGCGUGCGAGAGCGACUGGCCCGAAAAGAGCCACUUCCCCGCAGAGGUUUCCAUGAAGUGCGUGGAGUGCGCGGAGGCGGUCAGCUGCAAGACGGGCGAGUGCAGGCGAUGCCGCGUGGAGAAGCCGAAGCAGGGGGACGUCGUCAGGAGGAACAAGAAGAUCGGCAAGGAGAUUCUGCGGACAGUAGAAGCUUACACCCACAUACGCAACAGCCAGCGUUUCAUGGACGGCAAUAGCGAAGAGGACCGGGAGGUUAUUAGCAAAGUUAUUGAAUUAAUGGAUAGACAUGUAGUGCUGCCGUGCAAGCUUUAUUACGAAGCACAAGAAACAUUGCAAGUUUACCUGAACCGAGCAGGGAAAUUCAUGUACGUGAUUCCAGACAAAAAGGAAGAAAAUUUAAAUGACCUUUCAAGAUUUUACUGGCCACUCCUUGCCUAAAAUGGAACUGAUAAGCCAGUGUAUCUAAGGAUUCCCUGUCGCAGGUCAAAUCCUAUAUUCGACGGACAUUUUUAUUGUAAUGGACACAUAACUCUUUGAAGAUAAUACAGAUAAAAUGGUGCCAUUGAUAUGAAAAUCUAGAACUGGUAUCUUAACAAACUGAAAGUACAAUGCCAAAACACACACACACAUAUACACACACACACACACACACACACACACACACACACACACACACACACACACACACACACACACACACACACACACAGUGCAAGAGUUCUUAAGUGCCUUUACUUCCAAUAUGACAAAAAAUAAAUCACCUUAGCUAUCCACGGCGGGUAAAAAGCAGGAAGGGACGAGCUUCUGUGGUGCCUUCCAUAUGUUCAAUGAGUCACUGCUGUCAGAUAAUCAAUCAAUUUGUUUACCGAUAAUCAAAUAAAUAUGGGUAAAAAAAAAGAAGGUUUUCUGGUCGGAGAAUGUAGAGAACGCCUGUUACUAUAUAGAAAUUUAGUAAAAUAUAUGUUAACCGCAAUUUAGAAGAAAAGAAAUAAAAUUCAAACAUAGUGUAUCUGGAACAGCUGAAAUACGCUCAAGAUGCUCAACUUGGUUCAGUAUUGUUGCACAUAGAAUCGCAAGUAAAAAAAAUAUAUCUAUAUAAAUGCAUGACACGUAAUGACAGACAAAAACAACAGACGAAGGAUUGAAGAAAAUUGUCAUAUCCGUGUUGUAGAUCAUAUGAACUAGUGUACAGCACCCUCACCGAAUUAUACAGUGUAUGUGUACCGUUGAAAUAAAGCUUUGGAAAGCUAACACUACGUUACCAUGAAAGAGUCAAUGCAACGUUGAAAAAAGAAGAAAAAAUGAAAAAGAAAAAAAGUAUUUAGACAGCGUGUUAGAGAAAGGUCCCUUAUCGUGUUAGUUAGUGACUGCGAUGACGUGAGCACACCUUACAUCAAGCCAGUAUAUAAGAUGCUAUUACUUGUCUCCAAAUCAAAUAUAAUUAUCAGCUGA
Messenger RNA from Penaeus chinensis, 3359 nucleotides. RefSeq names its product SET and MYND domain-containing protein 4-like. The transcript has 5 exons. The record is from RefSeq and is a predicted model, not a curated record. Gene Ontology annotation, molecular function: protein binding. Lineage: Eukaryota; Metazoa; Arthropoda; Malacostraca; Decapoda; Penaeidae. Bases 195 to 2345 code for a protein of 716 amino acids.